CAAGGGAUAUAGAAUGUGGAAGGGAAAGGAGAGGUGUGUUCCGGUAAGCCGAGGACCUAGACAGAGAUGGGCAGAAAGAGCGAGGAAAGGUAUAUAUAUGAGGGUGGUCUCCUGCAAUUGAGAGGACCAUCGCCAACUCGCAGCACACACAGAGAGCCAUCGCCUACCCGCAGCACACACAGCGAAGUCACCAUUUCCUCCUCUUCCGAGACACCCAAGAAAAAGAGUAAGCUGCGCAGAGGACUGUCGAAGCUCCUACCCAACCAGAAGAAACCAAAGACCGAGACUUCCGACCUUCAGAAUUCGAGUCCAGCUCUUUCUCCCGUCCUACCAGCCACACCCAAGGUCGCUCUCGUACCUCCACCAUCAUCUCCAUCCAUCCCCACUGCCCCGAAGGUCGAUCCGGAACUUCGAGCUCCAUCGCCCAUCGUCAGCCCAGAAAAUAUCGUAACCGAACCCGACAUCCUUCCGCUGAAACUAAGCCCUUCCCCAUCGAAGAUGUCUUCCAGCCCCGCUGCCGUCCGCUACGACGAGGCCCAGGCUCAAGGUGGACGUCGUUCCUCCGGGGCCGCUCCGGGUCCCAACUCGGUCCUCCACAAAGAGGCCGGGCAGCUGAUCAAGGGUGCCGUCAAUGAGAAUGGCGAGCUCAAGGAUGCGGCGCUGCUUUUGGGCAUCAAGCUCGAUCUCGAGGCCGAGAUCCACUUGACUGCUAGGGUUAGGGGUGACAUUACUAUUGGGCUGUACUAGGUUAAGACGCUGGCUACCCUAGUUCUGUGUGUGCACAUGGGGGCUUCGGUAUAAAAGGAUAAUUAGAUAAUAGAGAGACAAUAUCUUUAAGGUCUAGCUAGAUUCUCUAUCCCAGUAACCGACAGGAAAG
This is a messenger RNA of Trematosphaeria pertusa, 877 nucleotides long. RefSeq lists its product as uncharacterized. Lineage: Eukaryota; Fungi; Ascomycota; Dothideomycetes; Pleosporales; Trematosphaeriaceae. The coding region runs from base 67 to 747 and encodes 226 amino acids. The transcript has 2 exons. The record is from RefSeq and is a predicted model, not a curated record.